UACUAUUAAAACUUUUAGAUUUAUAAAAUGUGAAAAUGACAAUGUGAGAUUUAAAUUUGUCCCUGAUAUCCUCGGCAUGCAUAUGCAAUGGCAAGCCCUGACUCCUCCUCCUCCUCCUCCUCCUUCUAAUGGAAUUGCCCCGACCCCUCCUCCUCCUCCUUCUAAUGGAUUUGCCCCGCCUCCUCCUCCUCCUCCUCCUUCUAAUGGAUUUGCCACUCUUCAUUCUGGGGCUCCACCCCCUCCUCCCCACACCAUCUUUACCAGAUAAUAAGUUUAAGAUAGUCGCUGGACUAGGGAAAGCACUUCAUGAAGCUAAACUAAAGAUCUGCGGCGAGAAGGAAACUCCAGCAUGUGCCGAAGGAAUAUCUACGGGAGUAGAGGAAAGAUCUCGACCUAAGUCCUGGCAUGGAAAACCACCUAAGAACAAAGCUAUUAUCGAUGAGAUGCAGAAUAAGCUGGCCGCUAGGAGAGCGAAGAUUGACAAAGAGUCUGAUCCUGUUCCAGCUCCUAAUAUUGGGAAACCUCCCAGGCCUGCGUCGUAUGCUGAAGGAAGAAAAUCUUCCGGUCCUCCUCGAGGCUGGACCCCACCCUCCGACUACGGACCUGGACCCGGACGCGGAGAAACACCGUCUAAAGAUUUUGGUCCCGAAUGGACUCCUGUUCUAAAUAGAAAAUACUCUCAAGACUCUGGUAUUCACAACAGUAGGGAAAAUGUGAACUACAGCAGAGAACAAUCUUGGACCCCUCCAAUAAAUCACUCACAAUAUAGACGAGUAUCUGUGGAUAUGGAGAGAAAAGAAGAAUUGACGCUGGCAAAACAAGUUAGACAGAACUCAGUUAAAAUACUAAGGAUGUCGCCAGUAACUAUUCCUUCUGAAGCUUCAAACAUGCCAACGGCAACUCCUCCUCCUGCCGCGUCUGUUUUACCGCCCCCAAGUCCUAUCGUUCUAAGGUACUGGAAGCAAUGUACUACGGAUGCAGAUGAGAGGAACUCCUUAAAUAAUGAAGAAAAAAAUAAUGAUCAGGAGGCAACAGUUCCCUUAUGGAAAACCGAGGCUUUGGAAGGAGAUGUGACUGAGUUUCCCAGCAUCAAACAAAAGAUCAUCAAAAUGGAGGAUGAAGUGAAAACCCAAAUGGUUACAAAGGUCCCAGAUGUGAAAAAGAACUUAAACCUAACAAACACGUCCACAGCAAGUUGGAUGGAAGCAAGAUUGAAGCUCCAGGCACAACUAGACACUUUGCUAACCAGGACCAGUGCCAAGAUGGCAGUUUACACCAGUGAGAGAAGGAGCGAGGAGAAAACAAAAGAAGCUGAGGAAGUGACAGAGGACUUGGAAGUGAAUAAGUCCAAAGAAGGCUUCUAUCCAGAAGUGGAUAAUGAUGUUAAAUCUCUAAUUAAGUCGGUGGCUAAAGAAAUACAAAAGUCAUUUUCGAGAAAAAAUCUAAAUGUAAAUGAAGAAGAUGAAAAUGAAGAAAGUAAAACAGAGGAUGAAAAUGAAGCUGUGGAGAAUGGGGAAACAUCAAAUGAUGCUGACAAUGAUAAACCUGAAUUUAAUGAAGAACCAACUCAAACAGUCACACACCUAGAGCCGACUGUGGAGGAUCCUAUAGAUUUUGACUCUGUGCCUGUAGUACUUGACAUAUCGAUGCACAGAGAAAAGUUGAAAAUUGUCCGAAAAAGCAGCAAAGAAAGAAGACUUCCUGCAGGAAUAAUAGCUAAAAAGAAAGCAGCAGAAAAGCUAAAAGAUCUGAUCAAAAUUUCUGAGACAGUUGCUGUUAAUAAUACUGAUAUGGGAUACCUUAAUGGAAUGAAUGACACUGAAACUACGGAUGAGGAAAAGGCUGAGUUGCUUGCAAAAGAAAUGUCUAAACUUGAGCAUAGUCAAGUUUUGCAAAUAUUACAAUCUGUGGAGAAGGGAAUUCUGGAGUUUUCAAUCCCUAUGCUAAUUCCCUUUCUUAGUUUACAGGUGAAAUUAUCUCUGAGUAAAAAUAUUUACAAUGAGCUAGACACCAGUAAUAAGACAGAGCUAGUAAAAGAGAGCAUUAUUGACAGCUUAGUCAAUGACAUCACUGACAUAGCAAUACUCCAGGAAGUGAUCGAUAGAUCUCAAGCAAAGCUAAAUACCCUGAAAGACGAUGAGCAUAUGAAGGAGUCCUUCACCCAGUCCGAUAUACAUGAGAUGAAAGAUGCAAUGACCAGCACUGAGACUGAUGAGUCUAGAUGUGAAAACAGUUGCUGUAUUUUAAACAAUGCUCUCAAACCUUCAAUCAAAGCAAAGGAUGAUGAUGAUCAUCCAGAUGAAAUUAAAACAGAUUUUACUGCAGAUGAUUCUGUUAUUGAAACAUUAAAAACUGAUGUGAUAGAUAGCAUUAUUACAAAAGAGCCUGAAACCCCAAAGAUUACAGAUGAUCUUGGAUCCUUGAAAGAAGAAAACAAGGAAGAUAAUUCUCAAGAACCUUCUAAAUACAAUGAUUCUGAUAAGUCUGAUGAUUCUGGAGUAGACUCCGAAGAAAGCCACAGGGAAGAAAAAAUAUCCAAGAGUAAAAGUGAAAAAGAUAUUAAAAAGGCAAUCAUGGGGAUUUUAAAUGAUGUGAAGGCUCAAGAAAGCUCUCGUAAUGUUAGAAACUAUGGAAGAACUUUUGAAUACCAACCUCCAAAACUAACUACAGUCAUUCCAAAUGACAGGCGACCCCCUAAAGCCAAGAAAAUGGAUGCAAUGUGGAAUAAAUCUAUUGCAGCCAAACAAAUAAGUUACAAUGGAAUUCCUUCUCCCAAGCCAGCAGCUAAAGUUCCAUGGACAAUGAAGGGAACAGCUUCACAUGUCAAGAAAGAUUCAAUUCUUUACGACAAGGAAGUUGAAGAAUUUGAAAAGUGUAGAACUGCUCUGAAAGAUAAUAAGACAAUGCCAGGCAAAGGUGCUGCAAUAAAAUUUCCUGAAGCAAGAAAAGUUGAAGAAGUCAAAACAACUGAAAAUAUUGAGGAGCAAAAAGUUGUUCUUGAAAAGAUUAGGGAUUCUCCAUGUGAUGUAGAAAAAGUGGAUAUUUCUGAAAAGUGUGAGGAACAAAGUGGUGUUACAAUUGAGAAAACUGUUCGCAAAACUAAACAUGAAAAUAAAACUUCGCAUGACACAUCUGAUACUGCUGACAGCAAUGCAGUUAAAUCCACUGAUUCAACGAUAAAAGAAGACUUAACAACAAAAACACCAAAUGAGAGUGUCUUUGUGGACACGGAUCAGAGUACACAUGAUCUUUCAUCUAGCUCAGAUAGUGAGUGUGACAUUGGAUCAGAGAGUGAAGAUGAAUCUGAAUCUCAAUCCGACAAAAAGAUGGCCAAAACAAUCCCAGCAUUGGAAUCAAACAAGUUAAACCAAGGUAUUCAAACCACACCAAUAACUCGGAGAAGAAUGGAAAUGGCAAAUGUUUUAACUUUUGUCCUACCUAUCCCUCGUAGCGGUCCACCUCCACCCCCGCCCUCAUUCCGACCUCCGCCACCUCCUAUGUCCCCUCCAGCAGUUUCAGAUUCAUCAAAGAUUGGACAGAUCCUUGCAAGCACAACAGCAAGAUUUGAAAAUUUAAAAAGAGAGGCAACAAGUCCGAAACCCCUGAGUACUGAAUUAAGUAUAAGGCAGUCUGUCAGUCCUCUGAUCAUGGAUGAAGAUCCUAAAAGGCGGUCUGUCAGUCCGUUGAUCAAGGAUGAAGCGUCUGAUGAUGACACCGAUGCAUCAGAAUGGGAAUGGACAGAGGAAGAGGUGCUUGAUGAAAGUGAGGAUACAAAAGCUGUAGUUAAAAACGAAAAAUGGCAGAAUGUGAUGGCAGGAUCAGGACCAACAACAUUUUCUGCAGAAUUCAGCAUAAAGAUUUAAUAAAUUAGUUUUUCUUAUAAUUUUAAUAAAAAAAAUCAAAAAGUUUUCCGCCUUAUUCUAAACAUUGAUAAUUGAGUGAAUUAGUAUAAAGCACUGAACAAAUAUCAAGAAAAUUUGUUGCCCCAUAGUUAGGCUUGGUAAGGUUAGCUUUGUAUAUUUUCAAUUUUUAUAACGUUCAUAAGAUUGUGUAUUUACAUGAUAAAACGUAAAAUAAAAUGGAAAACGAAAACAUU
Eurytemora carolleeae is the source of this 4096-nucleotide messenger RNA. RefSeq lists its product as uncharacterized. NCBI's taxonomy places the organism in Eukaryota, Metazoa, Arthropoda, Copepoda, Calanoida, Temoridae. The record is from RefSeq and is a predicted model, not a curated record. The coding region runs from base 129 to 3863 and encodes 1244 amino acids. The transcript has 13 exons.